Messenger RNA from Metarhizium acridum CQMa 102, 5181 nucleotides. RefSeq lists its product as uncharacterized. Gene Ontology annotation, molecular function: DNA binding. The record is from RefSeq and is a predicted model, not a curated record. Lineage: Eukaryota; Fungi; Ascomycota; Sordariomycetes; Hypocreales; Clavicipitaceae. Gene Ontology annotation, cellular component: transcription factor TFIIIC complex. Gene Ontology annotation, biological process: 5S class rRNA transcription by RNA polymerase III; transcription initiation at RNA polymerase III promoter.
AUGUGGGAGACGAUCACUGGCCAUUCAGUAAACUACAAGAGAGUUCCCCGUUCUGAGUGGCUACUACUUCUGGGCAUCGCUUCGACCAAGGACCAAGGCAUAUUGCAAGGCGAUCUGGGUCGUCUUGUCGACCAAGACAAGCGAUCUGUUCCGAAGCGUACAGACUCGUUGGUUAAAAAGGGAUAUAUCGUGAAAAGGACAACGCUUGUCAGGGGCACGAAGACCAGCAAGCUUUGGCUCAAAUCGUUUGCUCCCCCGCUUCCAAAGGAAACCGACGACCAAGCUUUCGAACGAAAGGCAGAAAUGAAUCUUUCUCGUCACACUUUGGCAGCUAAUCUUGAACAAGUCCCGUGGCACACGCGUUGGACUGGCGAAUCCAUGGAUUUCCACGCCCUGGCCACCACUAUUAUGGCCACCACAAAAGAAUGGCAGGUCAUACGCUUACAAGAUCUCAAGGCCAAGCUAGGCGUACUAGGGAUGCGAUGGCAAAUGAAAAUAGUGUCUAAGAUUUGUCGUUUUCUCAACUCUUGUGGCGCCAUUCAGUACGUCGCUGCCAGACUCGACAACAAAUUGUUCAAGGAUUGCAUCAGGUUCAACAAAGACCUUAGUGCGAAAGAUUGGACAGCUUUUCUUGCUACAGGGAAACGUGCUGCCAAGCCCAUGAAGACUGCUCUACUAGGCAUGACCGAAUGGGCAGAACGAGAUGGACAUGUUGAUGUAACACGGGUUAAUGGCUCUCGUCUGGAAAAGAUUCCUCCAUGGUCAAUCGAUAAUCCGUUACCUCAGAAAAUUGCCAAGGCAGCUAGAUCAUUUGGAGCAGUUGGCCUGACCAACCCUGAGAUCUACGCUCUUACGUUAGGUCCGACCUUCAAUCGAUAUGUAUCCAGUAUGACAACAAGCAUGGCCACUUCUACCGUCCAGCCGUUGUGCUUGCAGCAUAUGCAACUCAAGAACGAACAUAUCAGAUUAGGAAAAGUAGCAUCGUAUCGGUAUUACAUUCCUCAGCUUCCCCUGACAAGAGAGCCUGAUUCCACCAUUGAUGCGAGACGAGAUCAGUCAACAUCAUCGACAUGUAUGCACUGGUUUGAAGCCCCGUCAUCCAAGCCUAAAUUUUCUUCAAUGAAUACCACUAUAUCAAAUAUAUGCGGGCUAGUCAAGACACGAGGCUCUACUUCUGGCGAAUCAAAAAGGCGCGGGCGACCUAAAAAAGUUGAACUAGCUGAUGUCCCUGAACCUACAACAAGACUCCAUAGCCAGCCAACUGUAGAAUUCGAAGAUGGCAUAACGUGUCAGAGAACGAAUGGUUUUAUCACUCUUCGCAUUGCGAGCAAGGCGCUUCGGAGAGUGCUCGGUCAGGAGUCUAUAUGUCAAAAUGACCAGAACUCAACACCACAUACCGCCAAAAACCCAUCCUUGACCAUGGAAGCAGACAAAUCGAUGCACAAUAUACUAGAUCAACCCGUUCCGGAAACGACCCCGUCGCGUAACGGUCGAAGAGGUCGUGCAAGGGGCCGUGGCCCGGCUCGUGGAAGAGGGCGAGGCAGGCCGCCACACGCAACCUCCGCUGAAAGCCCUUCAUCACGACCUUGGGCUUGUGAAAAAUGUGGAGGGAGUUGGAAGAAUGAUAUUGGACUUAAAUAUCAUCUCGAAAAGUCUCAGACACCGUGCAAUCCUCAGUAUACCCCUGGGGAACAAGGUUCGAGUCGUCGUGGCAGAAAAUCCGCUUUUUUUGCUUCAAAAGCCCGCGAGUCAAGUAACGAAACCUGUAUCGAUGCAUCUCCAGAGCCUUCACCUUCAAUCCGAGGUUUGGCGGAAGUUGCAGAGAACAGCGGUGGUUUAGAUUCAGUGACCGAUCAGACGACAACCGUUGAAACCCAUUCAACAAAUCAAUCCCUGUCGACAGCCACUCCUAGUCAAAUGGGCCCUUCUUCUCAUGUGGCGACAGUGAAGUCGUGGAAAAGGUCUUCCGCAGCUUUGGAUCAGACUAUUAAGUUCACGGCACCAAAGGCUGAUCAGGGGCUACUCUUCCAGCCCUCAACAAGCCAUCCGCGGCAGGUUCCCGUCUUACAGAAUCCAAGCCGUCGCCCGAAGAUUUCAGCAGAGAUGAUUGUACCGGCAGGACCAAAGGAGUUGUUCAAUGUUACCAGGCCUUCCCCAUCGGCCUCUACGGGCGCUGUGCCUCAGGCAAACCAGCCGCUCCUAGUUGGCAUACCGGAUACCGGCGAUACAGCUGUUUCGUCAGGGGCACCAAGUGCAAACCAUAGCUCUGGCUCCCCUCUUGCGAAUAAUGAAUCCACGUCUGGUACAAAAUCCAAGGCAAGAGGGACAAAGGCCGAGGACGACCAAGCUAACAUACGCCACUACAUUGAAAGAUUGCUCCGUGAUCAGAAUGGGGUUCUUCUUGGCGGCAAGUUGCUUUGGGACCAUAUAUUAGCAACAUGGAAUUCGGAGUAUCCAGAGGAACCCGUGCCCAAAAGACAUGAAUGCCAGUCCGCUCUGAAAAAUCUAUUGAAAGAAGGCCUUGUUGUGGAGCACUGGCACAUGUUCCGUGAUUCUACCAGAUCAUUUUCUAAAUGUCAACUCUUAACCUUACCUGGCAUUGACGCCUUUUCUCCAGAGUCUCUUCAACUGCUUGAUAAAGUCAAGAAUGCACAGGCAGUCCAAGAAUCCGGUGGGCAUCAUAAAGUAGCGGAGGACACAGAGCUUUCUGACAGCAAAGCGGGAGGGCGUAGCCGUAGGCUGCUGGCCAGAGAGGUAGCCGUAUUGCACGCUCCAGUAUACGCUGCCCAAAUUGCUGCCAAAAAGGAGCAAGGACCGGAGACUCGAGAAAGAAAAAAACGGAGAUUACCUGAACCGAGAGGACCGAGUGGUGACAUAGAAACUCCUGGCUUCUACAUCUCAAAAAAGCGCAAAAACAUCAAAUGGGCGCCCGCGAAUUUGGAAUCCGGCUCACCCUCAGAAUUACCUGACUCCUCUCUUCUCCAGCCGAAUACGUCAGCAAUAACAGUACAAUUCCUCCAGCCAAACAGGUUCCUAGAGCAAGAUGCUCCAAAUGACUGGUCUUCAGUGUCUGUUCGCUCAGAGAAACGUCAAACAAGCUCGGGAGAGAACGUCACAGAGCAGAAGGUACCAAUUGUCAACUUUCAAACCAGAGAGCUGUUUAGCCCUUGCACAACUCUGGCAGGUCAGAAUGGGGUUUGGGCAGCCCUAGAUGCCCAAUACUUUGAAACAAUUGGCGGUAGCUUCUCCGUCCAAGGCUGGAUGCCAAAUACCAAAUGGUUUGAGUGGGCAUCUUUCAAUAGGUUUAUCGAGAAACGAUAUGCAUUCUCAAACAGCACACAAGGCUUCACCGAUGAGAAUGAUAGCAGCCAUUACCAAAAUUUCUUGAGGAGGAUUCGAGCCUGCUCCGAGGUAGAAAUGUCUUGGAGGAUGCUUUUCGAAAAAUCUGGCCCUGGGUCUGCUGGUCCUCACAACAUAUGGAUUGACUUUCAAGGGGCGCCAUCCAGUCUAAACUCACUAUCAUCCCAUUACGAACUUACUUGGCCGGAAGACGAACUGUCAACCCAAUACGGUGUCUCUUUUGAGACCGGUUAUGCCUUAUCAUCUUCCAGCGAUGAUGAAUUUGAAACUCCCGAAGAUUCAGCUGUCGGAAACGCACGCGUUCAUUCUGUAGCCGUUCGACCGUCAGAAAAUAUAACCUUCAAGGCGAAACGCGUGGCUCUUGCCACCCGCGCUUUGACGCCACUCUCCGUGUCGCAACAUGGCACUGUUAGUAAAGAUGAGGGUGGAUCAGAGGAUUACCCAUUUGACGGAACGGACGACCUGAUGGCUGCUUUCAUCGCGGUGCGUACAUUGAUGGGUGGCGCAGAUAAAGCCAUUGACUGGGGCUUGCUCAUGGUUAUCUUCCCAAACGCCAAGCUAAUGCACCUACGGAGAUUUUGGGUUGAGGCGAGAAAAGAACAGGGCCCAUUCAUCGCCAAUUUCACACGCGCGUUCCAAGAGAGGUUUAUUACUGCACUUGAGCGGAAUGAAAUACCAAUGAUUGACUUCGAUAAGCCUCAAGAUUACGACUGGGCAAAACUGAUUCAGUGGACUCUGCAAAUACCUCGUGAAGAAGGGUUGGAAAUUCCAUCUUCCAGGAAAUUAUUCAACAGCCGUUUCAGCCUAGAGAGCAUCAAACCCUCCGGAGAGGACUGGCGCGAGCGUUUCUUCCAUACUCAAACCUCUAUUUUUUCUCGUUUCGAAGCAGUCACCGCAGUUCCUGGCGUCUUCGCCAUUGACAGAAACACGAACGCCUCAAUAGACCUCGCACGAUUCAAGGAAAUGGAAAUUGCAAGAUCCUGGAUCAAGUCGCUGUGCAGCAUGGGAGACGGAAAAUACACCGUGGAAGAAAUCAGGGACAAAUUCUUCACGUUGUCCCCUGGCAACAAAGAAAAGACCUCAGCACUUUUCAAGGAAGUCACUGAACUUUUAACAAGACAGAGGAUUAUAUGUAAAAGUAGAAAACCACUUCUAGGCGGCCGGCCUUACAGACUCAACGAAGGAUACGUGGCCGCACUGAACAAAAUGGCCCAAAAGUCAAAGUAUGACGAGGCUGCUGCUUUCAAGACAAAAAUGGACAAUAUUUUCCGAAAGCAGGGAAAGAUGCGAAUACCAUACACAUUGAGUGACGGGGCCAUGAUGGCUCUCACAAAUCUUAAUGCAUCUGGGAGAAUAAAAUUGGUCUCGACAAAUCUACCUUACAUUCCGUUCGGUUUCGAGCCUGGAAAUUAUGAAAGUCGAAAAUACCCGAAGUCAUAUUAUCACUUUGGACUGGAGGCCGUACCAGCAGAGAUUUACCUAUACAACGAACAGAUUGACGUGCUGCGCGUGGCCUCCGAAAAGGGGCCACCAGCAGGAGAUCCGAGCAAGGAAUUACCCCAGUGGGUUGAUUUCUUCGGCGAACCGAACAACCAACGUUGGUCAGAGAUACUGGGCGCGUUUUGUUUCAGUCUGGCGACCCGAGGAUCCAUGGAUACUGAUGGCAUCCGUAGUACCCUGAAUCCGAUUUUAGACGAGUUCGAAGUACAGCUCAUAAUUCGUUGGGGCAAGGAAACCGGAGUGCUGACUGACUUCUCAGACGGUGUAGGGUUGGUAGUGGGGGAAUGGUGGUGGUUGACUGUACCAUGGCUUCGUCGAUGA